Molecule: messenger RNA, 749 nt
Organism: Ceraceosorus guamensis
Lineage: Eukaryota; Fungi; Basidiomycota; Exobasidiomycetes; Ceraceosorales; Ceraceosoraceae
Exons: 2
Coding region: 232-615 (127 amino acids)
Source: RefSeq, a predicted model, not a curated record
GAGUCGAGUCAUGAGGCAAACCUUGCCCGGACUGUAUGUCCAUCUGUCCGUCCAACUGAAUCCAAAUUCAUCAUCCCUUCGUCCUCGCCAUUGCUUUCGUAGCUCGAACAACAUCAUCGCGCUGCUGCUGCUGCUGCUGCCCCUUUCUGCUUCGUCACAUCCUUUUCCGCCUUCCUCGUCGUCAAGCACCGUCGAGCUCGCUUGAAAUUCACACAAGAUCGCCCGCCCACGAUGGUCGCCCUAUCAGUCUCAUCAGCUCCAGUGGUAGAGUGCAUGCCUGUCAAAUGCGACAAGUGUGGCAAGACGACGUGGAAGGGUUGCGGAAGACAUGUCGAUGCCGUGAGUGCUGCUCUGGCCCUGGGCAAGAUAGCCUGCUCUCUGACGGCGUGCUACGGCUGCUUGCUUGCUCGCUCAUCGCUCGCGCUGCUGCUAGCACUGAUCCUCACACUCAUACUCUUGAACAGGUCAUGGGUCCCAUUCCCGAGGAGGACAGGUGCGCAUGCCCACGCUAAGCUCCUCUUUCAGCGUGACCAAGACUGGCACUCUCUUCACCAUGCACACAAGCCCUUCUUUCCCUCUGGCUCACGUCCUGAGCACACCAGUCGAUGCUCGUGACUUCCCCUACCUGAUUCACUUGUCCUGGCACACGUCCAGUCGAUUGUCCCAGGAAUCAAAGACGACACGUCAACAUGAAAUUAAAGCCGAGAAUCGCCCGGGGAACAAAAGAGCUGCAAGAAAUUUGUCCACAG